AUGAUAGAGCGUUCAAAGAGGCAGAUCCAAAGUUUGGUCUGCACGACAAGGAGAUUGGCUGUUCACAUCCAGACUGCUGUAUACAGGACGUCCUUUGAAUUUGCAGACCAUCAACUUCCCCAAGGAAAUUGCAAAUCUGAGCAAAAUAUAGGUGAGUUGUAG
Messenger RNA from Cladocopium goreaui, 162 nucleotides. The record is from the annotation of a GenBank genome assembly. NCBI's taxonomy places the organism in Eukaryota, Dinophyceae, Suessiales, Symbiodiniaceae.